AGAGAGAGAGCGAGAACGAGAGCGUAGCUGCAUGUGAGACAGAGGGGGAGGUGAACACAAGGAGGACCUGAAAAGGGGCUGUACAAACUAGCCAUCACAUACACACCGAAGCACUUGGGACUACAGGAAAUCGCAGUUGAGAGGAAGGUCACUGACUCUUUGUAUCCUGGCAGCAGAGAAGGUUCAUCCAGUGGCCAUUCAUUUCUAUGACACAACUAGAGGUUAAGACAUUAAGCCCUGUCUGGAUAUACCAUAUACUUGCUCGAGGAGUCUCUUUGGACCUAAUCUGAAACAAGCAAAUAAACUAUAUGUCAGCUCUGAUGGUGGGUUAGAGAUCAUAUCACUCGGCUUAACUACAGAAACCAUCUGUUUAGAAUACAAACAUAUGGAUUGAGCCUUGCUUCAAAGUUUAGCGAUUACAAUAGCUGCAGUCAGAACGUUUGGACGACCUUUCAGCUGAAUGUGUUUUUUCAUGUGCUAAUGAAACGACAGGAAAGCACCAAGCGCUGCCCUUCAUCUUGACAUUGUUGAAACGUUUUAAAAGCAGGGGCUACGCGUGCCUUUAAAGAAACAGUCUCUCUCGGAAGGAUUGCGAUAAACUCGAGGGGCAUGUUUUGGUGACUGACUCAAAAAGAAAGACAAAUAUCUGGAUAAGAGAUCGAAAACAGACGCAAAUAGAACAGCGGAUAAUCUUUGCUCUAGUUGCAAAAGAGCAUAUCCAAGUUGUGAAAUUUUCUUGGUACUUUUCCAUGGGAACUGGUCCAGCGUGCAUUGAGAAGUACCUCCAGGGAGGUCUUGUUAGAGUUUGACUAAUAUUGUGUGGAUUGAAAGCAAAAGUGCAUUUCUCAGCUCAUCUCUGGGCGGUAGCAGGUCUACUCCAAAGGAUUACCGUGAAGAAAACGUCCAGCAAAAUGUAGAGCUUUGACUUUGAUCCUGCUUUUGAUCCUUGUUUCUUCACAAUUCGGGAAGCAUAAAACAUCCAGGGGAACCCGAAACCACCUUUUUUCCAAGCCAAACUUACGCCCCAGCUGAGAAAAAGAAAGCUUUUUUCACACCCAGGCAAGUGUGCCGGUUAAAAGGGGGCUAAGCAAAAGAAGAGUCUCUUACACGAGGACGGAGCGACGCAGCCGGGAUGGAGUGCAAGCAUGUGCCUGCAAGAAGAGGGGACAGCUGGGGUGGGCCUACUACUACAACAUCCUCCACCCUCGACAAGACCGGAGCAAAGACGUCCCUGGAGAGGCACAGUACUAACAUCCUGGAGAAAGAUGACCACUGUGGGGUCAAAACAAAGCCAGGCUUGACGUCUUGCCAGAUGGAGCGGAAAACAAACCUCAGCAGAAGUGCCAGUUUGUCGGAGAAGGAGCUGAAAGAGGCACGUACCAAGAGUCAGAUCAUUGCUGCUCAGCUCCAGGCCAAUUCCAACUCUAAAGGCGUACAACUUUUCAACCGUCGCAGACAGAGAGUGAACGCUUUCACGCUUGUGAGUGUCGGAGGAGGGGGAGAAGAGGCAUCUGAGAAUGUAAUUGAUUCAUCUACUGAAAGUCCACAGAGGUGGGACAAACAGCACUCGACCGCGGAACAGCACAUAGAGUUGAAUCACAGGAACCUCAAGACAGGUCUAACGUGGUCGGCUGGCAGAAUCCUCAGUACUGGGUGCGACAUGGAAGAUGCUAGCAAGGUUAUGCGGGAGGAUGUAGCAGAGGAAAGUGGCCAAGAAAGACACUUUCUACCCGUCAAUGAGAAGGAUGAAGAGCUCUCAGAAGACCUCACAGAGGAUGUGAAGGAUGAGAUUACUCUUAGAAGUGACAAUACCCUUGUUGUUAUGAACAGAACUGGUCAGGAUGAAGCUGAAGCCAAUGAAGCGCACAAUAAAGAAAUUGUGAAUGGAUAUAGUAUGCAGUGCAAUGGAAAAGCAGCCAAGACGGUGACUAAACAGCCCACCAUUAUAAACAGAACAGCUCGGCCAUUUUUCUCCCCGACAACAGUAGGAUCCUCAGAAACUGCAAGUCCAGGCGUGGACAUCCCUCCAGCCCCAUCCCAUGACACCACAACACACUUUGUACCACAACCUUCAACUUACCCAGUACACGCAAGACCAGUUUUCUCGCCACCACCACCUCCACCUUCAUAUCCGACUCCUCCUCUCCCUAGCUACUCCAGCCCUCCUCCACCUGAUGCAGCCCAUACUCCCUCACCCCAACCUUCUUCCUACUACGUCCGCCCAUCUGCCCCGAGGCCUACAUUUGCUCCUGAACUCUUGAGCGAGAAGAGAUCCACAACACCCAUCAAAACGGGCAUCCUCGAUGAGGGUCGGGCUCGCCGAGCAACCCGCAAAUCGAUGUUCACAUUUCAGGAGAAGCCAAAAGUGACUCCGAAUCCCGAACUCCUGUCCUUGGUGCAGGGUGCAGAUGAAAAGAAGAAACCGAAACCCCAGCCAGAUGCGGCGCAGGAGGAGGAGCUGCUGGCUCUCGGGGCUGAAGCCUCAAACUUCCAGGCCAAGGAUGAGGACGUUCACGAGGAAGCAUUGGUGCCAGAGUGGGCCUCGAGUUUGAAAAGCUCCAGGACGCGUGCCAGGAUGGAGCACAAGCCAGAGCAAGCCCUGACUAAUGCUUCAGGAAAAGGAGCUGAACUGUUUGCCAAACGCCAAUCAAGAAUGGAAAGGUAUGUCCAUGGCAACAAGGAGCUGAGAUCUCCCUCUCCUACCAUGUCCUUGCCUCCUUCGUGGGUGUAUCCAUCCAACAUGCCCGGUCGAGUAAAGGCCAUAGUGAACACCUCCAACAUAAGUGCGCAAAUUUCAAAGACACUUCAAGCUCAGCAGGCUACUCAGAAAAAGACUGUCCCUGCCAAAACGCCAGUACCCGCUCCGGCUCCACCACCAGAGAUACCCUUGGAGAAUGGUUGCACUAAAAUCGAGAUGGAGCUAUCCAGACAUCAGCCGUACCAGCUCAACUCAUCCCUCUUCAUCUUCAACCCAACGAAAGAUCCCUACAGCACCCUUCCCAGAGCCGCCCCAGCUCCUAAACCUGUCAUGACAGCCCACACCUGCUCCAGACAAUCAUCCCUUCCAAUAAGCCCAUUGCCAUCACCAUACAGCCCGUCUGCCGGCUAUCGAUCAACCCAUUGCUUUUCGCCUCCAAUGACGCCUCUCAGUUCCAUCACAGCAGGCAGUGUCAGUUCCCCAGUGUCUCCUUUAGCUCCAGAACGUGUGGCUUCACCUCGCUCUGGCGUCCAAACUCCACGUCCUACGUUCUCCGCCAAAAAAGCUGGUAUCACCCCACAGAUUAAGGAGGAGAUCCCAGAACCAGUUACUAGCCCCGGCUCCACCACCCCAACCUCCAGGACGCCCAACCUGACUCGACGCUUCACCAGCCCUGAGGUGCUUUCCACUGCUGUCUGGGCCCCCAGCAGCCCUCUAGCGACCUCUACAUCAUCCAGCCCCAUCUACAAGCCCACACCAAUCUCCCCCUCCCCCCGACCCAUCCAUAAGCCCGUCGCGACAUGCCCUUCCCCAAGCCCUAUCCACAAACCCAUUGCAACCACUUCAUCUCCAGGUACCAUCUUCAAGCCGACUGCCACCUCUCCUGUGUCUCCACCCUGGGAAACCAGGUGCCAGUCCCCGGCCACCAUCCAGGACACCAAAGCCAACCACCGCAUUUUGGCCAAAAACAUCAUCAAUGCCGCCAAGCGGAAAAACAGUCCGUCUCCCGGGGCGCUGAGUGGGCGCAGUCUGCCCAUCUCCCCCGUGAACGGCGGGAUUGUGUCUUAUGAACACAAGCCUGCCAGUCCCUUUCAGCCACGGAUGCUGGGGGCUCAGUCGCCCACCCUUACCAGUCCGUCACCCACCCGCAUGAUCCACUCUCCGGUGCGUUUGUACAACACCCGCUCGCUGACCGACUCCGACGCCUCGGUCGAGUCUGAGGAUUCAGGUCUGCGCUCUCCUGGAGUGCGCAGCUACAACACCUGCCCCCGUGGCUGGACCGGCGGUCUGCAGGUGAAGAGGGGAGGCCUGCCUGAAGAUCUGUAGGAAGCACUUAAGGAUGAUUUAUACUUCAGCCUGAUUUCGUUGCAGACCAAAGUGUCCCUUAAAUAUUGAAUGUAAAAAUACAGCAUUGUGAAUUUGCAGUACAUGGCUAAACAUCGCCAACAGUACAGUAUUGUUGACUGUGUGAUGGGAUCUAUACAAGAUAAGAAAUACACUAUUGUUCAAAAGUUUAGUCACUUUUUUUUUUAAAAGAAAUUAAUACUUUUAUCCAGCAAGGAUGCAUUAAAAUGAUCAAAAGUGACAGUAAAGACUUUUAUAUAGUUACAAAGUUUAAAUUAAAAAAAUUUUAAUUAAUUUAAAUGCUGUUCUUUUGAACUUUCUAUCCAUCGGAGAAUCCUGAAAAAAAUGAUCAUGGUUUUCACCGAUAAAAAUAAGAAAUGUUUCUUAAGAAUCAAAUGUUGCUGAAAAUUCAGCAUUGCCAUUAGAGGAAUAAAUUACAUUUUAUAAUAUAUUUAAAUAGAAAACAAUUAUUUUUAAUUGUAAUAAUAUUUCACAAUAUUACUGUUUUUACUGUAAUUUUAAUCAAAUAUAUGCAGCCUUGGUGAGCAUAAGAGCUCAUUAAAAAAAAAAAAUCUUACCAACCCCAAACUUUUGAACAGUAGUGUAGAUCACCUAAAAUGAAAAUUCUGUCAUCAUUUACUCACCCCACAUGUUUACUUAAACUAAUAUGACUUUCUUUUUAUGUAAACACAAAAAUGAGGUGUUUAACAGAAUAUUCACGUUGCUCUUUAUCAUAUGAAAGUGAAUGAGACUGAUGCUGGAAUAUGACUACACUGUAAAACCUGAUAAGUUAUGGUAACUCAAACCAUUUGAGGAAACUAAUUGCCUUAAACCAUUUAAGUUUUGAAAACCAAUAAGUAUGAGUACUGUAAACUCAAUAGUUAAAUUCACUUAUAUUUCAGUGAUGGUUUAGUCAAUCAUUAGAGUAAACUCAACUUAAAGAUUUUAAGUUUAUUCCACUCAUUCAGUCUUAACAACUAUAUAGCUACUUAAAUGGUUUAAGGAAACUGAUUGCCUUAAAUAGUUUAAGUUAAUCAAACUCAAAGUAAUAAAGUUACAUAAGACUAAGCAAAAACUAACAUUGGUACAAAGCAAUGAUGACAGAACAGGAGUGACUUAUGCUAUAUUCCAAGUCUUCUGAAGCCAUCUUACUUACUUUCAGAAUUUAAGCUGAAAAUGUUCCCUUCUAUUUCAGAUUAAAUCAUAUUAGAUCAAUUAAAAUUGACUACUUUUAUAGUGCCUGUUGUCAUUGCUGGAGACUGACAGCAUAUUCUUGUUUGGUCUAUGGAAGAAAGAAAGAUUUGAUCAGGGUCAUAUGAUUUUGCAACAACAUGAGGGUGAAUAAAUUAGAACAAAAUUUUUAUUUUUAGAGUGAACCUUUCCUGUAACCUCACAUAUGCAGCAGUCUGUAAUCUAAUGAAGGCAUUACAUGGACUCAGAAAGGUGUACCAAAGAAUUUCAAUGCUUAUUACCAAAGAUAAAAAGUAAUGUGCAAGACUUUUCAAAGCAGUAUUAGUUAUUAACCUCGUUAAAAAAAAAAAAAAAAAAAAAAAAAUCUGCAUAAAUAUAAAAGGGACUGACCCUUUUGCUUUUUGUACAGUAUGUUUUGACAAUGUGUGAGAGUAUUGGAAUGUGACACUAUUCAUAAGUCCGACUCAAGUCAAACUUGGAAGGAACUGACUGCUUAUUGCUUAUUGUGUCAGUUUAGAUGUAAAGGCAGAACGACACAGCAAGGUUUUUACGGUAUGAGUGAGAAGGUAGGGAAUUUACUACAUUACAUAUACUAUAAAUGGAAGAUGCUAGUGAUUUGAAAUCCAAUGCGGUUUCCAUAUUAGUUUAGUGCUGACAUACAUGACAGAAACAAAAUAGGUGGUCUGAUGCACAGACAGAAGAGAGGUGAAAAUAUAAAGCAUUAGGAGGUCUGUACAGUGUGAUUUCAUGUGAAAUGUAGGAAUAACAUGACUGAACUGAAUUUCAGUGUUCAUUAAUGCACCUUGCUUAUUAGUUAUAAUUCAGUUUCCCAAGAGGGCAAAACAGGAGAAGAGAGAAUUCUUGCUGAGGUUAACUGGCAGUAUAUACAGUACAAGUUAAUGUUCACAUAGAAUUUCAGUAUAUCACAUAGAAGGGACUCUGGUUUUAGGGUGACUGAGUACUCUGUUGGUACAGUAAGGAGAGAUAGUUGCUUUUUUACACAUUUCACACAGAUAUAUUUCAUGGGUCACUUGUAAGGUUUAUCAUAUUUUUAAACACCUCUGUCAGAUUGUCUACAGCAUGCAUUACACUCGACUGGUAUAUUUUUACACUCUGUAUACUGUGUAGUAAAAGGUAAUUCACACUACUCAAUACCAACAUUUGUCUUUCAUAGUUCUGAAAUUACAUAUUGAAAUCUGUCUGAGCUGAAUACUAGCACUCAAGGAUUAAGUCUCAAGAGUCAUGCAUGCCAAGUGUACUCAUGUUAGCCUGCACUCAAAUAUUGGAUCACAGUGCAUGAGAAAAUGAUUCUCUGCGUUGGUGCAUCAGCAGAUUUUUGAGAAUUUUUGCAUUUGGAGAUUUCUGAUUGACAGGGACAUCAGCUGUAAAGUGACUUGGCACCUUUGGUGAGAAUAAUCUUAUCACUUUCAAUGCUUUACAGCCCCUGUACUUGCGCUAUCUUUCAUUUGGAUUAUGGGAGAAGUUAUUCAUUAUUCAACUUACAUAUACAUUUCCUUUAAGUUUGAUAUCAUGUCUGAAUAACCAGCCUCAAUAUUAUCUCUCUCUCUCUGUUCAGUUCUUUUUAAAUUAAGUGAAUAAAGACAAAAAAAUGUCA
Molecule: messenger RNA, 6848 nt
Organism: Ctenopharyngodon idella (grass carp)
Lineage: Eukaryota; Metazoa; Chordata; Actinopteri; Cypriniformes; Xenocyprididae
Product: synaptopodin
Exons: 4
Coding region: 1133-4024 (963 amino acids)
Biological process (GO): positive regulation of actin filament bundle assembly
Cellular component (GO): nucleus; actin cytoskeleton; Z disc
Molecular function (GO): actin binding
Source: RefSeq, a predicted model, not a curated record